This is a messenger RNA of Maniola jurtina (meadow brown), 2169 nucleotides long. RefSeq names its product amidophosphoribosyltransferase-like. The record is from RefSeq and is a predicted model, not a curated record. Lineage: Eukaryota; Metazoa; Arthropoda; Insecta; Lepidoptera; Nymphalidae. Gene Ontology annotation, biological process: purine nucleotide biosynthetic process; purine nucleobase biosynthetic process. The transcript has 14 exons. Gene Ontology annotation, molecular function: amidophosphoribosyltransferase activity. Bases 264 to 1988 code for a protein of 574 amino acids.
ACAUAUUAUUAUUGGUAUUACCAGCAUCAUUUGAUUGCGUUCAAUCAUAAUUUUACCCUAAUGUUGGGAGGUGCUGAAUGCUGAUGUGUUCAGUUUGUUAUUGCUUUCCUAAGAACCAUGAUGUGUGAUAUUGGUAUUUUGUAUUUGUGAAGUUUAAAUAAUAUUUGCGAACAUUGUAUUGGUUUAAAAUAAAACACGUGGAGGUCUUGUGUCUUCUAUUAGCGGUGUAUUUUGUUUUUCAUUUUUAAAAGUAAAAAUCGAGCAUGGACGGUCCAGCAGGGCCUUCGCCAUGUCGCCUGCCAGAUGGACGAGACGAGGUCACAACACCAAUGAAAAGACUGAAAAUGAAUGACAGCAGCUGUCAAAGUGACAGCUGUCAGUGCGACAGGACGCAAGGCGAGGUCAAAAUAAAGAGCAAGAGGUUCGGGAGAGGAGCUGUGGAGUCAGGGUUAACACACGAAUGCGGCGUUUUCGGCGCAAUAGGCACAGGCGACUGGCCAACACAAGUAGACGUGGGGCAGGUCAUAUGUCUCGGCCUUGUUGCGCUUCAACACAGAGGGCAAGAAUCAGCGGGUAUCGUGACGUCAGAGGGCAGAAGCGCCCGUACAUUCAACACACACAAGGGCAUGGGCCUCAUCAACAAUAUAUUCAACGAUGAGGCCAUGAAAAAGCUGAAAGGCAACUUAGGCAUUGGUCACACGAGGUAUUCAACGUCGGCAGCAUCAGAAGAGGUGAACUGCCAACCGUUCGUAGUCCACACGGCGCACGGCGCCUUAGCAGUAGCACAUAAUGGGGAACUGGUUAACUGCAGUAGCCUACGAAAGAUGGUGUUAGGACGAGGCGUAGGUCUCUCGACUCAUUCAGACUCUGAGCUGAUCACACAGGCGUUAUGUCUCAACCCACCCGAGGGAGAGACCAAUGGACCUGAUUGGCCCGCUAGGAUUAAUCAUCUCAUGAGGCUGGCUCCUCUGAGUUACUCGCUAGUGAUAAUGUUAAAGGACAAGAUAUACGCCGUGCGGGAUCCGUACGGCAACCGGCCGCUCUGUCUCGGCAAGAUACUGCCGCUGGGCUCAUCAUAUGUCUACAAACAGUCAUCAUCGAAGCAUGCGGCGGUUCUAAUGAACGGCUGUGCAAAGAACGGCGUAGACGAUAAGGCUGAAGGAUGGGUGGUGUCGUCGGAAUCUUGUGGAUUCCUCUCUAUUGGUGCUCGAUAUGUGAGAGAAGUGUUACCUGGUGAAAUAGUGGAGAUGUCUCGACACGGCAUCAGGACAGUGGACGUGGUGGACCGACCGGCGGGCAAGCAUCAGGCGUUCUGUAUCUUCGAGUAUGUGUACUUCGCGAGGGCGGACAGCUUAUUUGAAGGUCAGAUGGUGUAUUCUGCGCGCCUGCAGUGCGGGCGCAUGUUGGCGCGCGAGUCGCCCAUCGAUGCAGACAUCGUUUCCUCCGUACCUGAGUCUGGGACCGCCGCUGCUCACGGUUAUGCUAGACAGUCAGGAAUCCCCUUCAUGGAAGUUCUCUGCAAGAACAGAUACGUAGGCCGCACUUUCAUUCAGCCGUCCACAAGGUUACGGCAGUUGGGUGUCGCAAAGAAAUUCGGCGCGCUCUCGGAAAACGUGCGCGGGAAGAGAAUAGUUCUUAUCGAUGACUCCAUCGUGAGGGGGAACACUAUUGGACCUAUUAUCAAGCUUUUGAGGGAUGCGGGUGCGGCUGAGGUUCACAUCAGGAUAGCGUCUCCACCGCUGAAGUAUCCGUGCUACAUGGGCAUCAACAUCCCCACCCGAGAGGAACUCAUUGCCAACAAAAUGGACUCUUACAAGCUCGCCGAACAUGUUGGUGCAGACAGUCUCGAAUACCUAAGCGUGGAAGGUCUAGUGAGCGCAAUCCAUUACAAUAUGAAAGUGAGCCCCAGCGACGGUGUGGGGGGUCACUGUACCGCGUGCCUUACGGGGGAUUAUCCCGGCGGUCUGCCCGACGGCGUCGACUGGUGACCACCUACCAUUUCACGAGCAAUCCGUUAUAAGAUUAUGCCCAUUAAACUCCCAGCGACGGCGUUAAGAGGGGUCUCUCCGUCACUCGCUCCACACAAACGUAGUUCCAAUUUCAUUUGAAUAUUAAGCAACCAAAGUCCAUUAAAUUUUGCAGACAUAUUCUAGAAACUAAUAUCUAUGC